Anopheles gambiae (African malaria mosquito) is the source of this 3822-nucleotide messenger RNA. RefSeq names its product WW domain-containing oxidoreductase (gene Wwox). The record is from RefSeq and is a predicted model, not a curated record. The coding region runs from base 148 to 1161 and encodes 337 amino acids. NCBI's taxonomy places the organism in Eukaryota, Metazoa, Arthropoda, Insecta, Diptera, Culicidae. Gene Ontology annotation, molecular function: protein binding. The transcript has 4 exons.
UGACACUGGCGCUUGUCUCUGCCAGCUGAUUCGUCUGCCACUUGCCCAGUGUACGUCAAGUAAAGUGUCUGCAUCUACCGUCCUGUGCUCGAGCGACGACAAUUCAUUUUCAUUCCUUCGCGUGUGUUAUCCUAAAAGCCCCUACAAAUGCCUGCUAUGUUGCCGGAAUCCGACUCGGAGGACGAGCUGCCGCCAGCAUGGGAGGAGCGUGCCACUAGCGAUGGUUUUGUUUACUACGUCAACCAUCAAAGCAAAAGCACCCAGUGGACACACCCACGGACCGGGAAAAUGAAGCGCGUAUCCGGCGAGCUGCCGAUCGGCUGGACGCGCCAAAUCGAGGAGGACACCCGGAAGGUGAUCUUUGUGGAGGAGAAAACGCAGCGCAAAUCGUACACCGAUCCGAGGCUCGCGUUUGCCGUCGAGGAAGCGCCGGAGCGGUUGAGCGAAUUGCGCCAACGGUUCGACGGUGGCACGAACGCGCUGCAGGUGCUGCACGGGCGCGAUCUGAACGGCAAGGUGGCGCUCAUUACCGGGGCCAACACCGGCAUCGGGUACGAGACGGCGCGCUCGCUCGCACUGCACGGGUGCGAGAUUAUCUUUGCCUGUCGCGAUGAGCAGGCGACCCGGGCCGCGAUCGAUAAGCUGCGGGUGGAGAAGGAAGCGGCCGGCCAGCGGUGCAAGUUUGUGCCGCUGGAUUUGGCCAGCCUGCGCUCCACCAAGCAAGCGGCGGAAGAGGUGAAAAAAGGGUACAAGCACAUCGAUAUGCUGAUACUAAACGCAGGCGUCUUCGCCCUGCCCCAUUCCAUCACGGAGGACGGCUUCGAACGCACAUUCCAGGUGAACCAUCUGGCUCACCACUACCUGACGACGCUGCUGUCCGAGCUGUUCGAUCACACGACGCGCAUCGUCGUGGUGUCGUCCGAGUCGCACCGCAUGGCCACACUGCCGGCCGGCGGACUGAGCGAAACCGACCUCUGCCCACCGCAGCACAAGUUCUGGAGCAUGAUCGCGUACAACAACUCCAAGCUGUGCAACGUCCUGUUCGCGAUGGAGCUGGCUAAGGCCAAAGUCGUGGGGUCUUCGGCAGUCUCUCUUUUUAAAAUUCGAUGGCGUGUUGGGGUAAUUUUCGGCCUGCUCGUGUACGUGUACGCUGGAAUUUGAGGUCACCUGCAGGAGGAUGUAUUCAGGCAUUAAGUCAAUGCUGUUUGAAGAGACAAUUCAUUAUUUUUUUUGUUAAAUUGUAUUUCAAAUCAAAUAUGAAACGAUGACAUCAGCCAGUCUCAUUGCAUCGCUUCCUCAUCGUUGUUGCUCUGAUCAACAGAGAAAGCCUUUCCUUGUCGGCGGAAUUGGAAUUGCACUUUCCAUUGGAUCAUCACACCGACACACACACACACGUGCGCAUGAAUUGGAAAGCUGCUGCUGUCUAAAGAAAUGCCGAAGUAAAGCACCACACACAUGCAGCAUUGGCAUGCAAGAAAGCAAAAGAGAGAGGGUGAGUUUGUGAUUUUCUUCCGUGGUCGUUGCGACCGUUAAGAAACGACAAAGAUGUGUACUCCCUCCUCUCUGGACGAGUGUGUGCGAAUGCAAUAGACGAAGAGGAAGCGAUCGUUUAGGAAACGGGGACGUCAGACAACCCCCUAGCCCUAGAGCACGACCUUCAGAGGACGAAUCGAUACGGCAAAGGUAAAGCACGAGACGAUGCAACACGACGAACACGGCGUGUGUCUUGGUGGUGGUGGUUUGAUUUUCUACGAAGAAAAUAGGUGAAAAGGUUUUUUGGCCCUUUCUCGCAGCAGUCUCUCGGUUGCUCGGAAUGUCUUUGUUGUAAAUGCAGAAUGCAUUUACCGUCUAGAAAGGGGAUGCAUUUGCUCGGUUCGAACAAGAACGGGCACAUAAAGGAGGACAAUUAUCGAGAGACAGACAGAGAGAGAGGGAGAGAGAGAGAGAUGUUCUUGUUUUUCGCCCUAGAAAAGGUCGUCCCCCGCUAGUUCGCUCGUGGCCCCUCCAAGACACAGUGUGUGUGUGUGCCCAGGGUCCUUUCCUCCAAUGGGCGAUGUUUACGGAUGCAAAGCUGCCACACUAAACACACACACACACAGCCUCACAACAUUCGUAUCAUUUGUGGCUCGUGUGCGCUGGGGCGGUGGUGGUGUCUAUCACAGACAUUCCCGUUAUCAAUUGAAUGUCUUCCCGCGAACGUGUGUGUUGUGAAAACUAGCUGCCCGAAGCAAAAAGGCAGGCACAGACAUCCCGUUUGCUUUUUUUCCGGAAGCUUCAUCAAAACCCGACGACAAAAAUCAACAAAGCAAAUGAAUGGCGAAUUCAGGAAUUAUAAGACCCGCCCAGAGACAAUGCCCGUUCAAUUACACACGAUGGUGAAACUCGGGCUGGUGUGGGGCGCGCGACAAGCACAAACAAUGGCGGGGGCCAAUUUGCUCCUUUUGUUAGAGAGGGGCAUCCUUUGCUAGGAUGCUUUUUCCCUCGAAAACGGGUGGACAAUACUCGAACACACGGAGCAGGAAGAGGAGAGACACAAAAAUCCGCUACGUUGGCAUGUUUCAUUCAUGAUUCCGUCCAUGGCGCUCUCUCUCUCUCUCUCACAUACACGAAACAAAAAGACUCUCUUGCUUAACCCAAAACCCCGCUUCUCCGUUCUCAACACCACCCCUCGCCCGCGCGGUCAUGAGGUGCACACACACAUACGCACACACCCACGUGCAGACACAAUGCUCUUAUGCAAUUUCUAUGCGCUUCCCCAAAAAAGGCGAACUACACAUCGCCGCCAGCAUCGUGCACACGGAGGGGAGACAACGACACGUGCACGGUUUUGUGGGUAGCUCCCCCCGCGCCCGUCCCCUCUGUUACGUGCACCAACUCGCUUGCGGUAAAUGACGCAUCAACUUUCAUAGAAGUAGAAGCAGGCUACGAUAUUUCGUCUUAAGUUUUGGGUCAUAAUUGCACUUGCAAAAGUAGUGCAAUGUCAUCGAAGGCAAUCAAAAAUGGGGAGCGCUGUGCAGUCUUAUGACACACGACGGAUGCAUCACACACACACACACACACACACACACGCACACAAGCACCGAAUCCCAUGCGGGAAUGGAUGAUAUCGCUGCACUGCAUGUUUGAGUGUGUGCGGAUUCGCGGAAACGUUGUGUGCUUCUGUGCGUUUCAGUGUGUACGUGUGUUGUUGCGUUUGCGAAUUUUGGUGCGAUUUUUCGUCUGUGUCACCACGUCGUCUCUCACAAGGUGGUGAAUGCCUUCUUGUCGCUGUGUGUGUGAUGUUUUUUUUUUUGCUGUGCGUCUGCUAGAGCCCGCAGAGUUUCGCACCGAAACCCGUCGUGAAUGACCUAGAACGGAGCAAAAAUUCCAUAGCACAUGUGAGCAAGACGGCAGAUACAGCCAUACGCGCGCACACACAUAGACACACACACACACACGCAGAACGCCUCCCGUACGGACACAUCAAAGCAACCCCCAUUGGGUGUAAAGGGCACGCGGGAUUUCUGUUAACACGCGCGCUCACUGUUCGGUUCGACUUCGUAUCGUGUCGAAAUCCUGCAGUAGGCAUUGUACAAUGGGAAACGAAUCACGCACACGCACACACAGAAACACACACAAACAAUUGUGACACGUAGCACACACGCAGAGGCAAAGCAAGCCCGUGCACACACUGGCCGGACGACGGGAAUCGCCGUUUGUAAUCCUUGGGCUCCCGUUUGUGUUAGAGAGAGAGUGUGUGUGUUUUUGGGACCUUUCCCGUGCGGGUUUCGCGAUCCGCCGUGACUGUAAAUUACACACACACACACACACGCACGAAAAACG